Molecule: messenger RNA, 948 nt
Organism: Aspergillus nidulans FGSC A4
Lineage: Eukaryota; Fungi; Ascomycota; Eurotiomycetes; Eurotiales; Aspergillaceae
Exons: 5
Coding region: 1-948 (315 amino acids)
Cellular component (GO): membrane
Source: RefSeq, a predicted model, not a curated record
AUGUGGCGAGUUGGGUGCCAUAGUCGCAUUUCUGGCAAGAUGCUCACCCCACGCUCCUCAUCCACGGGUCUCAACGACAUCGGCUACGCCACCGUAGUCGUGACAAUCUUAUUUCUGGUUCUCACUGGCUUGGCCGUCGGGCUACGCCUUUCUGCAAGGCGGAUAAAACGCGUUUCUCUAAGCCUAGGCGACUGGUUCGUCUUGCUGAGCGCAGUGCUCUACUUUGGCUUCUGUGUAAAUACCCUCGUGAGCGUCUACACUUUCGGCGGCGGACAGGUCUACAUCGACCCCCAGGAAAGACAGCGGAAAUAUGUCGCAUACAUGAAGUCGACGUGCUUUUGGGAUAAGACCGUGGACGGGCACUGCUUCAACUUCUCUGUGUAUUUUCUCAUGAUCGAGCUGGUGGAUAUGCUCAUCGAUUUGGCCAUCAUCGGCCUGCCCAUACCGACGGUGCUGCGAUCGCACAUGAGCUUGCGGAAGAGAAUUGCAGUGGCGAGUAUCUUCUUGCUGAGUGCUUUUAUCCUCGUCACUGGAACGAUCCGAAUCGUCUACCAUUACAACCCUGGCGAUGAUCUCCUUCCCCUGGCACGAGCAGCUCUAUGGUCGACCAUUAACCUUGGCGUAGCCAUCCUCUGCGCCUGUCUGCCGACAUACCCGCCCUUGCUGAUCAAGUGCGGCAGCUUGUUAAGCUCCCUUCGCAGUCGACUUACGUAUGGAAGCAAAGGUUCCCACAGCUCCACUGCGGAUCGGACGGACACAGGUGCGCAACCCAUUCGGAGCGUCUAUGGAGGAAGGGAGAAGUACCAGACGCAUGUAAACAAUUCCACCAGCGAUACGUACCCUCUAACGCAGAUUACCGUGGGGAAGGGCGGCAGAGACACGCAGGGGAUUCGGGUCGAUCGGGAGAUUGAUGUAGAGAACUGGGCUUUGUCUGCCUUGAAACCAUAG